Messenger RNA from Scheffersomyces stipitis CBS 6054, 1177 nucleotides. It is a transcript of the gene CTA3, whose product is annotated as Cta3p. The transcript has 2 exons. Gene Ontology annotation, molecular function: protein binding. The annotation marks the transcript as partial. Gene Ontology annotation, biological process: endocytosis; endosomal transport. Lineage: Eukaryota; Fungi; Ascomycota; Pichiomycetes; Serinales; Debaryomycetaceae. Gene Ontology annotation, cellular component: cytoplasm; plasma membrane. The record is from RefSeq and is a predicted model, not a curated record.
CGAAAGCUUUUGUCUUGCUGAUAACAUGAGUGUAUCGCAGAGUGCUCCACAGUUCAAGGUGGGCCUCACGCCCGAAGAGAAAUCGUUCUUUUCAGAGGUGUUCAAGUCUUUAGACCCGGAAAACACCGGAAUCGUCACAGGUGAAAAGGCCAGGUCCACAUUCGAGAAAUCUGGCUUGCCUCCUUCAAUUUUAGGAGAAAUCUGGCAACUUGCCGAUACCAACAACUUGGGAUUCUUGACCCAAUUUGGCUUCUGUUACGCUAUGCGUCUUAUCGGGUACACCCAGGCAGGCUACCAUCCAUCAGCAGGCUUGGGUGAUACUCCUGGACCAUUGCCCAAGUUUGCAAAUUUGGGUUUGGCUCCCUUGCUGGCACAAGCCACGAGAAACAUUUCUUCUGCGCCAACUCAACUUCCAGUUGCUAGCUAUCUUACAUCAGUUCCUCCAACUGACGUCCAGAAAUUCUCCCAGCUCUUUGUAAAAACCGUAGGGUCUACUACUGGCGAAUUAGGAGGCACGCAAGCCAGAGACAUCUUCAUGAAGGCUAAGUUGCCUACCGUGAUUUUGGGCCAGAUUUGGAGCUUGGUUGAUCGUUACAAUACUGGCCAAUUAGGUCUUCCUGCUUUUGUAAUUGCUAUGCAUUUGAUCCAGGGCUCUUUGAGCGGUCAGAUCACCCAAUUGCCGACCGUUUUGCCAGAAAGCAUCUGGCAAUCUGCAACUCCACAAGUAGCUAACCAGCAACAACCUGUAGAUACUGGAAAUCGCCAGACUUCGUACGGCUCAGUAAGCUCUCAGGCAACCACUGUAAGACGCCCUACUCUGAGAGAGGUAUCUGCAUCUUCAGUAGCACCAGUUUCUGAUGAAUGGGUUGCUACACCUACAAUGAAACAACAGUACGCUUCCAUUUUCAACAACCUCGAAAAGGGUAAGUCUGGCCACUUGAAUCCAAACCAAGUUGCUUCGUUCUUGAUGACUUCUAAGCUUGGUGAACAGGACUUAGCCACCAUCUGGGACUUGUCGGAUACUCAGAAUACCGGUAUCUUUGGUUUGACGGAGUUCUCUAUUGCCCUUUUCUUGGUCAACAGAAGGUUGGCUGGAGGAAGCUUGCCCAACAUCGUUCCACAUUCCUUAAUUGAAUCGUUGUCAGCACCUGCUUCUGCACCAGCUGCUGCUUCAGCA